Molecule: messenger RNA, 6872 nt
Organism: Oncorhynchus masou masou (cherry salmon)
Lineage: Eukaryota; Metazoa; Chordata; Actinopteri; Salmoniformes; Salmonidae
Gene: fdxr
Product: ferredoxin reductase
Exons: 12
Coding region: 583-1977 (464 amino acids)
Biological process (GO): ubiquinone biosynthetic process
Cellular component (GO): mitochondrion
Source: RefSeq, a predicted model, not a curated record
UUUUGACAUAUGAUUUACAUUUGUUUCAAGUCUUCCUCUAUUGUUUUAAAAUGUAGUCUGCCUUCAUGCAUGGCAAGUGCCACAUUUUUUAGAAUAGCUAGCUAACUUAGUUGGUCUAAUAAUUAUCUCUAAAUCGCAUAAACCUAACCAGUUGAACGAGGUAGCUAGCUAAUCCUGUUGAAUUCAUUUGUCAACAAACGCACCCACGGUCAUCUGCAGCACUGUGGCUAGCACACUCACGUAGCUACUACACUGUGGAUGGUUAACUAUCUAGUAGGCGAACAAUUGUACUUUUAAUGAAUGACUGUGCGUUUAUUUAGUUACUAACGCUAGCUAGCUACCUAUUUGCAAUGUACCAGCUAGCUGAUUAAUUGUGUUUUCAUUAUUGUGUGAGAACUGGAGAGCACACGCCGCCGGAAGAGAUGAAGUGAUUGAUAAUCCCGCCUGUAAUCCAUUCCUGUCCUAGUGCCUUGUCUCUUCUGCAUUUAACGUUAUGACCAAAGAUCAGUCUGGACCAAACUACAAGCCAGUCUCGCUAGCCGCCUACCGAAGAGACAUUUCCUGGACGAUUGAUGAUUUGUGAUGAUGACCACUCAUAAAGCUGCGUUGUGCAAGGUCCAGAUUUUAAAGUUAUUUCUGACUUCGGCAAGGUGCGGGAGGAUCACACGAUUCCAUGGUGUGUGUGGACUUUCCACCUCCACACCUGCCUCCAGUGCCAAGGUGUGCAUAGUUGGAGGUGGCCCAGCUGGCUUCUACACUGCACAACACCUAGUCAAGACUCGGACAGAUGUUCAGGUGGACAUCUACGAGCGUUUACCGGUCCCCUUCGGGCUGGUCAGAUUUGGGGUGGCCCCCGACCAUCCAGAGGUCAAGAACGUCAUCAACACCUUCACCCAAACGGCCCAGCAUGCCAGGUGUAGUUUCCAUGGCAAUGUGAGAGUGGGGAAGGACGUCACUGUGGAGGAACUUCAAGAAGCCUACCACGCUGUGGUGCUGAGCUAUGGAGCGGAGGGGAACAGGACAAUGGGUGUACCAGGGGAGGACUUGGCUGGGGUGUACUCUGCCAAAGACUUUGUCGGCUGGUACAAUGGGCUGCCUAGAAACAGUGAGCUUAGGCCGGAUCUGAGCUGUGAGACGGCUGUCAUUCUGGGGCAGGGUAACGUGGCACUAGAUGUUGCGAGGAUACUGCUAUCUCCUGUAGAUAUUCUGAAGAAGACUGAUAUCACCCAGCAUGCACUAGAUGCCCUGGCAGAGAGCGGUGUCCGCAGGGUGCUCAUUGUGGGGCGCAGGGGACCCCUACAGGUGGCCUGCACUAUUAAGGAGCUGAGAGAGAUGGUGAACCUGCCUGGCACCAGACCAGAGAUGGAGGCGUCUGAGUUUGAGGGCAUAGCAGAAACUCUUAAAUCGCUGGCCAGGCCCAGGAAGCGUCUGACCGAGCUGCUGCUGAAGGCUGCAAUAGAGACUCCAGGGGAGGAGGAGUUGGAGAGACGGAACAGGGCAGAGCGGGCCUGGGGAUUCCGCUUCCUCCGGAAGCCCCUGGAGGUCCUCCCCUCCACCGACCUCAUCAGGGCCGCAGGGAUACGAUUGGCUGUCAACCGGCUGGAGGGCGACGGUGAGGGGGUGAGGGCAGUGGCCACCGGUGAGGUGGAAGAUGUGGAGUGCGGCCUAGUCAUCAGCAGCAUCGGCUACAAGAGCCUUCUCAUCGACCCCGCCGUCCCAUUCGACGCCCGAAAAGCCAUCAUCCCCAACACUAUGGGCCGCGUGCAGCAGACUGCAGGUCUGUACUGCAGUGGCUGGGUGAAGAGGGGUCCCACGGGGGUGAUAGCCACCACCAUGAACGACAGCUUUGACACAGCCAGGACUCUGCUACAGGACAUUGGCAAUGGAACACUGGAUGUAUCCACCGUCAAGCCUGGCUCACAGGGAGUCUACGCCCUCCUGGAGAAAAGAGCUAAUUACCUGCAAUUAUACACAUAGAUGAUGUGAGCAAGACCUCUAAACAGGUCAACGUUCACAAGGCCGCGGGGCCAGACGGAUUACCAAGAUGUGUACUCCAAGCAUACGUGGACCAACUGGCAAGUGUCUUCACUGACAUGUUCAAACUCUCCCUACAUACAUGUUUCAAGCAGACCACCAUAGUCCCUGUGAAGAAAGCGAAGGUAACCUGCCUAAAUGAUUACCGUUGGUAGCCAUGAAGUGCUUUGAAAGGCUGGUCAUGGCUCACAUCAACAACAACAUCCCAGAUACCCUAGACACACUCCAAUUAGCAUAAUGCCCCAACAUAUCCACAGAUGAAGCUCAAUCACACGCCACUCUGCUCUUUCCCACCUGGACAAAAGGAACACCUCUGUGAGAAUGCUGUUCAUUAACCUCUUGAAACUAGAGGGCACUAUUUUCAUUUUUGGAAAAAUAACGUUCCCAAAGUAAACAGGCUAUUUUUCAGGACCAGAUAAUAGAAAAUGCAUAUAAUUGACAGCUUAGGAUAGAAAACACUAAAGUUUCCAAAACUGUAAAAAUAUUGUCUGUGAGUAUAACAGAACUGAUUAUGCAGGCGAAAGCCUGAGUAAAAUCCAAUCAGGAAGUGACUCUUAUUUAGAAACCUCUGCGUUCCUAUGUGUCCCUAUUGAGCAGUGAAAGGGAUAUCAACCAGAUUUCUUUUUCUAUGGCUUCCCUACUGUGUCUAGUGUCAUAAGACAUCGUUUCAGGCUUUUAUUUUGAAAAAUGAGCGUGAGCAACAACAUUGCGUCAGUGGUCAGCUGGUGGCUCAGUGAUGUGUGCGUAAUAGACAAAUGUUUCUCUCGCUCCUACUAAGAAGCCAACUGACCCGGUUGAUAUAUUAUCGAAUAGAUAUUUGAAAAACACAUUGAGGAUUGAUUAUAAAAAAACGUUUGCCAUGUUUCUGUCGAUAUUAUGAAUCUAAUCUGGAAUAUUUUUCGGUGUUGUCGUGUCCGCAAUUUCCGGUCGAUUUCUCAGCCAAACGUGAAGAACAAACGGAGCUAUUUCGCCUACAAAAAUAAUCUUUAUGGAAAAAAGGAACAUUUGCUAUCUAACUGGGAGUCUCGUGAGUGAAAACAUCCGAAGCUCAAAGGUAAACAAUUUAAUUUGAUUGCUUUUCUGAUUUUCGUGACCAAGCUGCCUGCUGCUAGCUAGGCAUAAUGCUAUGCUAGGCUAUCGAUAAACUUACACAAAUGCUUGUCUUGCUUUGGCUGUAAAGCAUAAUUCUCCCGGAGCACAAUUCUCCCGGAUCCGGGAGCGGUAGUUCCAAGAGGUUUCAACUAUACCUCAGCGUUCAGCACAAUAGUGCCCACAAAGCUAAGGACCCUGGGACUAAACACCUCCCUAUGCAAUUGGAUCCUAAACUUCCUGACAGGUUGUCCCCAGGUGGUAAGGGUAGGCAACCACACAUCUGCCACUGUGAUCCUCAACACUGGGGCCCCUCAGGGGUGCGUGCUCAGUCCCCUUCUGUGUACUCCCUGUUCACCCACGACUGCGUGGCCAAGCACGACUCCAACACCAUCAUUAAGUUUGCUGACAACAACGGUGCAAGGCCUGAUCACCGACAAUGAUGAGACAGCCUGUACGGAGGAGGUCAGAGACCUGGCAGUGUGGUGCCAGGAAAACACCCUCUCCCUCAACGUGAGUAAGACAAAGGAGAUGAUCAUGGACUACAGGAAAAGAAGGACUGAACACGCCCCCAUUCACAUCGACGCAGGUGUAGUGGAGCAGGUCGAGAGUUUCAAGUUCCUUGGUGUCCACAUCACCGACGAACUAUCAUGGUCCAUACACUUCAAGAAAUUCAUGAACAGGGCACGACAAUGCCUUUUCCCCCUCAGGAGACUGAAAAGAUUUGGCAUGGGUCCCCAGAUCCUCAAAGUUCCACAGCUGCACCAUCGAGAGCAUCCUGACCGUUUGCAUCACCACCUGGUAUGGCAACUGCUCUGCAUCUGACCAUAAAGUGCUACAGAGGGUAGUGUGUACGGCCCAGUACAUCACUGGGUCCAAGCUUCCUGCCAUCCAGGACCUAAAGUUGAAGUUGGAAGUUUACAUACCCCUUAGCCAAAUACAUUUAAACUUAGUUUUUCACAAUUCUUGACAUUUAAUCCUAGUAAAAAUUCCCUGUCUUAGGUUAGUUAGGAUGACCACUUUAUUUUAAGAAUGUGAAAUGUCAGAAUAAUUGUAGAGAGAAUGAUUUCUUUCAGCUUUUAUUUCUUUCAUCACAUUCCCAGUGGGUCAGAAGUUUACAUACACUCAAUUAGUAUUUGGUAGCAUUGCCUUUAAAUUGUUUAACUUGGGUCAAAUGUUUUGGGUAGCCGUCUUCAAGCUUCCCACAAUAAGUUGGGUGAAUUUUUGGCCCAUUCCUCCUGACAGAGCUGGUGUAACUGAGUCAGGUUUGUAGGCCUCCUUGCUCACACACGCUUUUUCAGUUCUGCCCUCAAAUUGUCUAUAUGAUUGAGGUCAGGGCUUUGUGAUAGCCACUCCAAUAACUUGACUUUGUUGUCCUUAAGCCAUCUUGCCACAACUUUGGAAGUAUGCUUGGGAUCAUUGUCCAUUUGGAAGACCCAUUUGCGACCAAGCUUUAACUUCCUGACUGAUGUCUUGAGAUGUUGCUUCAAUAUAUCCACAUAAUUUUCCUCCCUCUAGAUGUAAUCUAUUUUGUGAAGUGCACCAGGCCCUCCUGCAGCAAAGCACCCCCACAACAUGAUGCUGCCACCCCCGUGCUUCACGGUGGGGAUGGUGUUCUUCGGCUUGCAAGCCUCCCCCUUUUUCCUUCAAACAUAAUGAUGGUCAUUAUGGCCAAACAGUUCUAUUUUUGUUUCAUCAGAGCAGAGGACAUUUCUCCAAGAAAUACGAUCUUUGUCCCCAUGUGCAGUUGCAAACCGUAAUCUGGCUUUUUUAUGGCGGUUUUGGAGCAGUGGCUUCCUUGUCCGAGCAGCCUUUCAGAUUAUGUGGAUAUAGAUACUUUUGUACCUGUUUCCUUCAGCAUCUUCACAAGGUCCUUUGCUGCUGUUCUGGGAUUGAUUUGCACUUUUCACACCAAAGUACGUUCAUCUAUAGGAGACACAACGCGUCUCCUUCCUUGAGCGGUAUGACGGUUGCGUUUUUUUUCUGAUGUCUUGGCUGAUUUCUUUUGAUUUUCCCAUGAUGUCAAGCAAAGAGGCACUGAGUUUGAAGGUAGGUCUUGAAAUACACAGGUACAUUUCCAAUUGACUCAAAUGAUGUCAACUAGCCUAUCAGAAGCUUCUAAAGCCAUGACAUCCUUUUCUGGAAUUUUCCAAGCUAUUUUAAAGGCACAGUCAACUUAGUGUAUGUUAACUUCUGACCCACUGGAAUUGUGAUACAGUGAAUUAUAAAUUAAAUCAUCUGUCUGCAAACAAUUGUUGGAAAAAAUGAUUUAUGUCAUGCACAAAGUAGAUGUCCUAACCGACUUGCCAAAACUAUAGUUUGUUUACAAGACAUUUGUGGUUGAAAAACUAGUUUUAAUGGCUCCACCCUAAGUGUAUGUUAACUUCCGACUUCAACUGUAUAAACUAGGCAGUGUCAGAGGAAGGUCCUAAAAAUUGUCAGACUCCAGCCACCCUAGACAGACUGUUCUCUCUUUUACCGCAUGGCAAGUGGUACCGGAGCGCCAAGUCCAGGUCCAAAAUGCUUCUUAACAGCUUCUACCCCCAAGCCAUAGGACUCCUGAAUAAUUAAUCAAAUGGGCACUCAGACUAUUUGCAUUGUCCCCCACCACAACACACACAGUCACUUUAGCCCUACUUACAUGUACAAAUUACCAUGACUAACCUGUACCUCCACACAUUUACACAAUACCGGUACCCCCUGUAUAUGGCCUUAUUGUUAUUUUAUUGUGUAAAAAAAAAAUCAUUAACUUUUUUAUUUAGUUAGUUUCAUAACUCUAUUUUCUAAACUGCAUUGUUGGUUAAGGGCUUGUAAGUAAGCAUUUAAGGUAAGGUCUACCUACACCUGUUGUAUUUGGCAUAUGUGACAAAUACAAUUUUAUUUUAUUUUACCAUAGGGUGGAGAGAAAUGUUUGCCGUUUUUAAUGAUAUCUGGGUGAGACUGAAUAACAAAAUCAAUGGAGCCCCCCCCCCCCAGACCGUAAUUCGACCAUGAUAACAAGUUUAAAUGGCUGGCCGCUAAACUAAUUUAGCAAUCUAAAAAUCUUAGCUGACAUUGGUUAAUUGAGUGACUAUCAAAUUGUAUUAGUCACAUGCGUUGAAUACAACAGUGAAAUGCUUACUUACGAGACCCUAACCGACAGUGCAGUUAAAAAACAUACGGAUGAGAAUAAGAGAUAAAAGUAACAAGUAAUUAAAGACUGACAAAAGGGAAACAGGCCAUUUUCGAAAUUGCAACUAUUCUAUCUUACAAGAAUAUAUUUGUAUUUAUUUUGUAUGUAAAAAAGCGGGCCGCCAGUUGCCCAUCCCUGAUUUGCAUGAUAACAAAUCAUGACGGCUGGAAAUCCCUUAAGGCAAAUGGUAAUCUUGCUGACUCCAUACAGACCUUUCUCUGUCACUAAGAUGUCAUAAACAGAGCCUGACUAAAGAGAAAGGGAUGAUAAUAAUAAUGUAUCUCCACCGUAAUGUAAACUCAGCAACAACAAAAAAGAAACAUUCCUUUUUCAGGACCCUGUCUUUCAAAGAUAAUUUGUAAAAUUCCAAAUAACUUCACAGAUCUUCAUUGUAAAGGGUUUAAGCACUGUUUCCCAUGCAUGUUCAAUGAACCAUGAACAAUGAACAUGUACCUGUGGAACAGUCGUUUUCUUUUUUUGCUGAGUUUAGGUAUGUUGAGGACUAAGUAUCCGCUUCCACAAGUGUUAGCGUCCACCUUGAUAUUUUACCAAAAACGACCUACCUCCCUGUGCAUGA